Molecule: messenger RNA, 2190 nt
Organism: Anopheles stephensi (Asian malaria mosquito)
Lineage: Eukaryota; Metazoa; Arthropoda; Insecta; Diptera; Culicidae
Gene: phr
Product: deoxyribodipyrimidine photo-lyase
Exons: 2
Coding region: 232-1788 (518 amino acids)
Biological process (GO): photoreactive repair
Molecular function (GO): deoxyribodipyrimidine photo-lyase activity
Source: RefSeq, a predicted model, not a curated record
AAAAGUGACAGAUUCCGCGGAAAGCUGUUUGUACACAGAACGCGCGCGCUCGUGUUUGGGAAACGGUUCACGCUCGCUGCUGGCUUUAUCGGGUGCAUCCUCUUCAAGUCUUAAUUUUAUGUUUUGCGUUCGUAUCUAUGCGCUUGGCAAACAGUCGAUCGAACAGCUACAAUCGAACCAAACUGAUUGUCCCGUCCUCCUCCUUCAACAAACAGACUUCUCCACCCAAGCAUGAAGAAAUCGGCAAGCUCAUCGUCCAGCUCUUCGGAACCGGCAGCAAAGAAACACAAACCCAACGAUGGUCCACCGGCACCGGCUGUCGAUAAGGUGGAUGGAUGCCCCGAAGACUAUGUGGCACUGUUCAAGGCAGAUCGCAAAGCGACCGCAAAAUCGAUACUGGAUUUUGAUUUUAGCAAGAAACGCGUUCGCAUUCUUUCGGACGCCAAAAGCAUUGAGGAUGGCAAGCGUGGCGUUCUCUACUGGAUGUCCCGGGACGUACGGGUGCAGGAUAAUUGGGCGUUCCUUUUCGCCCAGAAGCUGGCCCUGAAGAACGAUUUGCCGCUGCACGUGUGCUUCAAUCUGGUGCCAAAGUUUCUGGACGCUACCAUACGCCACUUCAAGUUCAUGCUGAAGGGUCUGGAGGAGGUGGCAGACGAGUGUCGCAAGCUGAACAUUCCGUUUCAUCUGCUGCGCGGCAAUGCCGGCGAUAAUGUGCCGGAAUUCGUGAGGAAGCACAAGAUCGGUGGCGUGGUGUGUGAUUUUAGCCCGCUGCGCGUACCGAUGGGCUGGGUGGACGAGGUGAAGCAAGCGCUCCCGAUGGAGGUUCCGCUGUGCCAGGUGGAUGCGCACAACAUUGUGCCGGUGUGGGUUACGUCCGACAAGCUGGAGUACGCGGCCCGUACGAUACGCACCAAGGUGAACAAAAAUCUUCCCACGUACCUGACGCCCUUCCCACCGCUGGUGAAGCAUCCGUUUGCGGCCACCUUCGAGGCGGACCCGAUCAACUGGACCAAGGUGCUGGACACGCUGCAGGUUGACCGGUCGGUGGAUGCAGUCGAGUGGGCCACCCCGGGCUAUGUCGGGGGCGUCAAGACGCUGCAAAGCUUCGUGGAAAAGCGGCUGGGCAAGUUUAACGACAAACGGAACGAUCCGACCGAGAACGCACUGUCGAAUCUGUCCCCUUGGUUCCACUUUGGCCAGCUCUCGGUUCAGCGUGCCAUUUUGACGGUGAAGAAGUAUGGCAAACGGUACAGCGAAAGCGUGGCGUCCUUCUGCGAGGAAGCGAUCGUUCGCCGCGAGCUGUCGGACAACUUUUGCUUUCACAACAAAAACUACGACAACCUGAAGGGCGCUUACGACUGGGCCCGCAAAACGCUGGACGACCAUCGGAAGGAUAAGCGGGUGUACUGCUACAGCAGGGGUGAGCUGGAAGCGGCCAAAACGCACGACGAUCUGUGGAACGCGGCCCAGCUGCAGAUGGUGAAGGAGGGCAAGAUGCAUGGCUUUCUGCGGAUGUACUGGGCGAAGAAGAUACUGGAGUGGACGAAAUCGCCCGAGGAAGCGCUGGAAACGGCCAUCUAUCUGAACGACCGGUACAGUCUGGAUGGGCGCGAUCCGAACGGGUACGUCGGCUGUAUGUGGUCGAUCGCAGGCAUUCACGAUCAGGGUUGGAAGGAGCGUGCGAUUUUUGGCAAAAUUCGGUACAUGAACUAUGAGGGAUGCAAGCGCAAAUUUAACGUCAAUGCGUUCGUGGUGCGCCAUGGCGGCAAAGCCCAUCAUCGCAAGUAAGCGGCGUGGAGCCCGGGGGCCCGUUACUUACGACCGAGUGAGAUUAUUAGGUUGGCGAAAAGGUUGUAAUAUUCCAGUUAAUUUGGCAUACGUCCGCCGUAUCCAGUGAAAAUCAUUUAUUUUGUACUCAUGACUCGUUUGAAGGUAAUCUCGUUCCUCAUCAGAGAUUUUGUUUUGUGUUGUUGUGUUCAUGAAUGUUCUGUUCGUUUUAUAAAAACGUCUACCUCUCUACAAGUAGAGUACUCACGGCACUAGUAAGUAAGUAAGGAACUUCCCUGACACCGGUGUACAGUUCAUCCAUACGAACUUUGCUCACGAUGGCGAAGAUAUCCACACUCCGUGUUCAAGCAACUGCAGUACAAUUAUCGAGCUGAAUAAAUAUUACUUUUAUCGCAUAAGGAA